This is a messenger RNA of Actinia tenebrosa (Australian red waratah sea anemone), 773 nucleotides long. Its product is annotated as ribosome production factor 2 homolog. NCBI's taxonomy places the organism in Eukaryota, Metazoa, Cnidaria, Anthozoa, Actiniaria, Actiniidae. Gene Ontology annotation, molecular function: rRNA binding. The record is from RefSeq and is a predicted model, not a curated record. Gene Ontology annotation, biological process: maturation of LSU-rRNA from tricistronic rRNA transcript (SSU-rRNA, 5.8S rRNA, LSU-rRNA); ribosomal large subunit assembly. Gene Ontology annotation, cellular component: nucleolus.
AGAUGGCGGACGGAGUGAUAGUUAAAGCGAAGACUCAAAGAGGCAAGCGUGUUAUUGAAAGCAAAGCACCAAAAGCCGUAGAGAACACUAAAACAGCAAURUUUAUACGUGGAGGAAAGACCAGUGAAGUUGUGACACAAGCCUUAAAAGAUUUAUGUGCACUCAAGAAACCAAAUGGUGUAAUGUUUCAAAGAAAAAAUAUAUUAAAACCAUUUGAAGAUCAAACUUCUUUGGAAUUCUUUUCUGUCAAAAAUGAUGCAUCUUUGUUUGUCUAUGGAUCUCACUCCAAGAAACGGCCACACAAUCUUGUUAUAGGAAGAUGUUAUGAUGGCCAUGUGUUAGACAUGAUAGAACUGGGAAUAGAAAAGUAUAAAACUCUGCAGAGUUUUAAGACCAGCAAGUGUACCAUGGGAACAAAGCCAUGUUUGUUGUUUACAGGAGAGGCUUUUGACAGUGAAACAGAAUACAAGAGACUCAAGAACAUGCUAAUAGAUUUUUUCCGAGGGCCUGUUAUUGAGAAAGUCAGGUUACAAGGGCUGGAACACGUAAUACAAGUCGCAGUUGUUGAUGGAAAGAUAUUAUUUAGAAGUUACAGGCAAAUAAAGUCAAGAACAUCGAUUAUGAUGCGUUUGGAACCAAGACUGGUCGUGUGCAUAUGACAAGACAGGAUUACGGCAAGUUACAAACACGAAAGAUGAAAGGAUUGAAAAGAAACCAAGAAGACAAUGACGAUACUAUAACUGAUAAUAAAAGAAUAAAAGAAUCAUGAAAUA